Oncorhynchus mykiss (rainbow trout) is the source of this 1658-nucleotide messenger RNA. It is a transcript of the gene mul1, whose product is annotated as mitochondrial E3 ubiquitin protein ligase 1. The record is from RefSeq and is a predicted model, not a curated record. Gene Ontology annotation, biological process: organelle organization; protein ubiquitination. NCBI's taxonomy places the organism in Eukaryota, Metazoa, Chordata, Actinopteri, Salmoniformes, Salmonidae. Gene Ontology annotation, molecular function: ubiquitin-protein transferase activity. Gene Ontology annotation, cellular component: mitochondrion.
UGGAUUAAGUUAGUUUCCCUACCUUGGUUUUUCAACCCCGUCCAGUUGGUAGCAGUAAUAGACCUUUUUGGGUUGUAAGUCUCCCAUAAAACCCACAGAAGUAGAAGCUUUUCACUUGAUAAAUGAUUGAACACUGUCACCUGCUGGUCAAAUGACCACAUUGAAAUAACUUUUAUUUUGAAGUGAGAAAAGGAACCCGGAAAUAGUGUUUACUGUGAGAAAGUGGAGGGUGGGGUUACACCUGCCCUUGUGUUCUCUGAAAAGAUGGAUUCUACUGGGAAACCCUCCACAGCUCAAGUCCUACUAUUAACCACCAGCUCAGCACUGACUGCAGUCUUCUACUCUGUGUACAGGAGGAGGACAACAACAGUAGCAAGAUUAAAGGGAGCCAAGAGAGUGUCUAUUGAUCAGGAUCUGAAGAACAUCCUGACAGCAGCACCAGGAAAAUGUGUCCCGUAUGCUGUGAUCGAAGGUGUUGUGAGAUCUGUUAAAGAAACCCUGAACAGCCAGUUUGUGGACAACUGCAAAGGGGUCAUCGAGAGGUUAACUCUAAAGGAGAAGAAGAUGGUGUGGAAUCGUACCACUCAUCUCUGGAACGAGAGUGAAAAGGUCAUCCACCAGCGCACCAACACGGUGCCCUUUGACCUGGGAUCCCACGACAUGGCCAUGGCCGCCACCAUCCGGGUCAUCCGUCCCCUGGACUCCUCGGAGCUAGACCUGGAGACCACUUACGAGAACUUUCACCCCACGGUCCAGUCCCUGACCAAUGUCAUUGGCCACUUCAUCAGCGGGGAGCGCCCUAAAGGUAUCCAUGAGACGGAGGAGAUGCUGCGUCUGGGGGAGAGUGUGACUGGGGUCGGGGAGCUGGUGCUGGACAACAACCUGGUGAAGCUCCAACCUCCCAAGCAGGGCCUGAGGUACUUCCUCAGCCGACUGGACUAUGACUCCCUGGUGGAGAAGCAGCAGAGCAGCGUCAGAGUCUGGAGGGUCCUGACUGCGUUGUUUGGUGUGGUAGCUUCUACGACGCUCCUCUUCAUCCUGUGGAAGCAGUGGGUUUACCACAGACAGAGGAGAAAGGAGAAGAACGUCCUGGAGGAGUUCAAGGAGCAUCAGAGGAAGAGGAUGAGGGAGCUGAAUGUAGAGGAGACCAGUGUUUCCCCUAGUGCCUGUACAGUGUGUCUGACCCGGGAGCGUUCCUGUGUGUUCCUGGAGUGUGGGCAUGUCUGUGCCUGUGACCAGUGCUACCAGGCUCUUUCAGAGCCAAAGAAGUGCCCUAUCUGCAGGGCACCGAUAGAGAGGGUAGUACCGCUUUAUAACAGCUAAUGGAUAAUGCCAUGGCGAUUGUAACUGGACUAAUCUAAUGUUACUGAAAAUGUCACUGAAAAUAGGAUUGUGUAUUUGUUUUUCUUUUUGUUUGUCUUUUUUUGUGUGACAGGAAAAUGACUGUGUAUAGCUUUAACAUUUCAUUGAAAGAUCAACCUUACUUGUAAUGCUGUGUUGUUAUUAUGUUGAUUUGAUUUAUAUCAGUUGAGGAAAAGAUGCGUCCUUUUUCCAUAGAGAGUUGUAGAAUCAACUCAGAAGUUGAAUGUCUUCACCUCAGUGUUUCUCCAAAGCACAUCAAAGCCAUUUUGAAUAAAGAACGAAAAACACAAAACAAA